This is a messenger RNA of Xenopus laevis (African clawed frog), 783 nucleotides long. It is a transcript of the gene crygdl.11.S, whose product is annotated as crystallin gamma D like gene 11 S homeolog. The transcript is spliced from 3 exons. Bases 184 to 711 code for a protein of 175 amino acids. Gene Ontology annotation, molecular function: structural constituent of eye lens. Lineage: Eukaryota; Metazoa; Chordata; Amphibia; Anura; Pipidae. Gene Ontology annotation, biological process: lens development in camera-type eye; visual perception. The record is from RefSeq and is a predicted model, not a curated record.
GCCAGAAGUAACUGUCACAGCACAGCAUUGAACACAAUACAAUACAAAAGGUCUUUACAUUUACCUUACUAGACAAAAACAAAAGCUCUAGGCUCAGCUUAUACAGACAGCAGCAAUACAGGACAUAUAUAAAGGCUGCUUCAUCUCUUCAUUCCAUUGCACUGAAACUUCCAAUCAAUCAAAAUGGGAAAGAUCUUCUUCUACGAGGAAAAGAACUUCCAAGGCCGCCACUAUGAGUGUGGCUCAGAAUGUUCUGACCUGUCCUCAUACUUCAAUCGCUGCAACUCCAUCAGGGUACAGGGUGGAAACUGGAUCCUCUAUGAGCACCCCAGUUACAGGGGACACCAGUAUUAUCUCUGGCAAGGAGAAUACCCAGACUUUCAGAGAUGGAUGGGCUUCAAUGACAACAUCAGGUCCUGUCGCUUUAUUCCUCAACACAAUGGCCAAUACAAAAUGAGAAUCUAUGAAAAAGGAGACUAUCAAGGGCAGAUGAUGGAGUUCUUUGAUGACUGCCCCAAUACUUAUGAUCGAUUCCGUUUCAAUGACAUUCACUCCUGCAAUGUGUUUGAUGGCCACUGGAUGUUCUACGAGGAACCCAACUACAGGGGGCGUCAAUACUACCUGAGACCUGGCGAAUACAGGAAAUACAGUGACUGGGGAGCCUCAAGCCCCAGAAUUGGAUCAUUCAGAAGAGUUUAUCACAAGUUUUAAAUCAACUCAGACAUUUACUAAUACAUUUGUAUUAGUUCAAUAAGUUCAAUUAAAGCAACAUGCUUCAAAUUA